AAGCUAGCAAGUUCCAAGGUUUUCUUCGAUCCUUCCAUUCCGGGAUUUUCAACUGAGACAAGCGCGGGGCCGAGAUGUGACACCCGGCGCAGGCCGCUUACAUAACCUUAUUUGAUGGAGAAAUCCGAUUCCCAGGCUUGAUUCCCCAUUCCCGCAUCACACAUGCAAGGAACCAUCGCGACCUAGUGAUGUCAUAGCCAAGCCACCGGGAGACAAAGGACUUUCCAAACUUGCCAACAACAAACAGGGCAGAAUCCUAGUGGCGCCACGCAUGUCAUUCAUUUUAUGGGAUAUGGAAUUGGCAAUUAAUAAAAAGAAGAUCAGUAUGAGAUAUUUCUAUUAUUUACCUACUACCCGAACCUAUAUUGUCCCUUUAUGCACGCUUCCGAGCUUCGGUCAAUCGGUAAAUCUAAUUAAACAUACGAUCGUUCUAUAAUACAUUCGUUUGCCUAAGACUACCUAAUUAUGAACCUAUCAUAUCAUCGGUUAGCAUGGCUAUUGCCGCUACUGUUAGCUAGGACAGCCAUAGCCAUACCACCGAGUCAUCCUAUGAUUACACCAGCUCCAGACCUCAAGAAUCGAAUAGUAGAGCGCGAUUUCGAUGCCGUCGAUUACGUCCACAGCCUUAUUACUAGUUUGGGAAGCGAUGUAUCGAGCUACGUAGCGUCAGGCGUACCUCAGUUCUUUCAAGACCUGCCUAGUGGUACAGCCGUCGAAAGUUCUUUGGGGAUAAACAGCUCAGAUCUUGCCGCUACGCCGACUCAAGUCCUAAAUCUCCCAGCAUAUGCAAAUUGGACCGACCAAGGAUGGAACGUCAGGAUACAUGGCAAUGUCUACAAGCAACCCAAUAUCUCGGAAUCGAAGCUGAAUGACUUGGCCAAUAUAUUUCUAGUUGGUACGGAUAUUGAGGAAUUGUCACUGCCGGAGCAAACGCAGGCGAGGAAUAUGACGGCUUCUAUCUUCGUCGUCCAGCAAAGGGAUGUGAACGUCACUAUGAACUUCGAGAACGACGUCAAUAUCCGCCCCGACGCAAGCGGCGGUGUUAUCAAUGCUGAAGGGGGUGCGCAAACGCUAAAACUUCCAUACCCGACCACCGACGAGGGAGAUUUCGAUACCUUGGUCGUUUUGCAGAACACAACAGGUCCCAACGGUGGACAUUUGAUGGCUGGAAACGCUACUUCAUCCAUUCAGGCUCUCAACAUGUAUGCAAAUGGGACUAAUUCAGGCAAUGCGACGGCCUACCUAGUACCGCCAGAGGGUUUCACCAUUAUCUCCGAUAUCGACGACAUUCUCCGUGUCACCAAAAUCUAUGAUCCGAAGGAGGGUCUCCUGAACUCAUUUGCUCGAGCGUUCACGCCGUGGAUGAACAUGCCUGAGAUCUACGCGAAUUGGUCCGCCUCGAUCCCGAAUUUCCACUUUCAUUAUCUCACCACGACACCAGAGCAAGUGACAAGGAAUUACAUGGACUUCAUCUUCAAGACAUACCCCCUAGGUUCAUUCGACACGCGACCCCUCAACUUCUCAGACGUCUCCGCAACACUGUCAAUCCGCAAAGCGCUACUAGACAAGAUCUUCCAGACAUUCCCGCAGCGUAAAUUCGUCCUCAUCGCCGAUACAUCCAACUCAGAUGUAAUGAAGGAUUACCCGCAGAUGGUAAAAGACUACCCAGGCCAGGUCCAGUGCAUUUUCCUACGCAACACGACCGCCACAGAUAGCUCGGACUUGUUUCCCUACAAUACGAAGGGCUUCGAGGGUAUCGAUCAGAAGCAGUACAUGUUCUUCCUAACACCUGACGAUCUGAAAGGUGUCGAUAUUGUUGGUGGGAAUUGUUAUAAUCCAGCCGUUGUCCAGAACGUGACGUUCGGGUAUCAGGGGCGCGGGUUUGGGAAUGCUGGUGCUCGCUCUGCUCAAUGGGGCUGGAGUUGGGGUUGGUUACCGGUGAUAGCGGCGCUUUGUUUGUCCUUCUAAUGUCCUAAUGCUUGGGAAUUGGAUAAUUUAUAAUCACGAUUACGACAGUACAUGACUUAAUAUAGGUGUAUAUAAGGUAUUACGGUAUUACCAUUGUUCUCUCAACCAAAUUUGUUUCUUGCUGCUAGAGAUGUAAUUAAAAUUUCGUUUCGGC
Molecule: messenger RNA, 2122 nt
Organism: Annulohypoxylon maeteangense
Lineage: Eukaryota; Fungi; Ascomycota; Sordariomycetes; Xylariales; Hypoxylaceae
Exons: 4
Coding region: 466-1968 (500 amino acids)
Cellular component (GO): actin cortical patch
Molecular function (GO): phosphatidate phosphatase activity
Source: RefSeq, a predicted model, not a curated record